Messenger RNA from Nerophis lumbriciformis (worm pipefish), 1740 nucleotides. RefSeq names its product zona pellucida sperm-binding protein 3. Gene Ontology annotation, molecular function: acrosin binding. Gene Ontology annotation, cellular component: extracellular matrix. Gene Ontology annotation, biological process: positive regulation of acrosome reaction; egg coat formation; binding of sperm to zona pellucida. Lineage: Eukaryota; Metazoa; Chordata; Actinopteri; Syngnathiformes; Syngnathidae. The record is from RefSeq and is a predicted model, not a curated record.
ACCCUAACGGCUAAUUGUCUCCAGCUGUGAUUAUAACGUGUGUUUACACGCGCGCAAUUAGCGAGGAAAGACCAUGCAAAGACGACAUCUUUACGUCUUAUUUGGCGUCUUAGCACUUGAUAGCCUUAUUGGCUCUCCGUUAGCUCUCAGGAGAGAAAGAAAGUUAUCAAAAUCUCAAAAAGCGUCGACAUCAAACAAGUUUCCUGCCCCAGUUUUAAUGGCUUCGCUGGGCCAUUUUCAGCGAGCAUCACAACCCAGGUCGACAUCGUUCGACUUUGCUUACCUUCCUGACGUUUCCGUCACCUGCUCCACCACCGACCUUGUUGUCCGAGUCAAGCCUUCUUUCUUCGGGUUCGGUGCGGAUGAGUCGGAGCUCAAGCUGGGCAGCAACUGCAAAGGCACCGGUGUCCUCCGACCGUACGGAGACUUCCUCUUCACCUACCCGCUGACGGCGUGCGACUCCAGGCUUGAGGCGACGCGCGACUUUUUGGUCUACAAAUACAUCCUCCAUUAUGAACCUUCGAGCAAUAGGUUUCCAAGAAGGAAGCCUCAGAUUGACGUCGACAUUGAAUGUCGAUAUCAAAGGUACCACCAUGUGUACAAGCUGGCAGUCAAGCCCACAUGGCAAGCUGCUGUUGUGCGUAAAACCCUGAAAGCGCGUCGAAACGUGUUCCUAAUCCAAAUGAUGGAUGAUUCAUGGACGAACCCGGUCGAUACUCGGGUGUACCAACUUGGUCAGAAGGUUCAUGUCCAAGUCUCUGCUCCACAUCUGCCCGCUGGAAGGAAAUUGUACAUCAACAGCUGCCACGCUUCACUAGCUAGCAGCUCUUCUUCAUCCCACAAAUACACAAUCAUUGGACAUUUAGGUUGCAUGCUGGACAGCAAGCGCUACCCAGGAGGGGCUUCUCAGUUCAUCUCUCACACAAACAAGACCUUGAGAUUCUCAUUCCAAGCUUUCCAGUUCAUUUCCGACCCAGACAAAGAGAUCAGGAUUCACUGCAAAUUAUUUGUCACAUCAGAGAAGCCAGGUCCAGCACACAAAUCAUGCACCUACAAAGAGGACAGGUGGAGGGCUCUCUCAGGGGACGACUCCAUAUGUGAGUGCUGUGAUUCACGAUGUGAGACCUUCAAGUCGCACAAAACCUUCAUGGAAGGUUCCGUAAGGAGUGCGUUGCUGGUUGCCGAUGAGCCGCUUGCAGAGGAAGGAUUACUGCCUGUCAGAAGACCAAAUCAUCUCCAACACCCAUCCUUGAAUGGAUUCAAGAAUGACGAAGAUGAAGGAACAAAAAGUCUAAUUCUAGAAAAAAAGAAAGAACUUGCAGUCGAGAAGUUUGCCAACCCAAAGAGGAAAAAGUCAGAAGAGAGCGUUUCAAAUGAGUUCGGAGAAAAUGGAUCGGGAUAUGAAGUUGAGGACGACUUUUCAGAGAGGCUGAAGGAAGAACUUGGAAGAAAGUUAGUCCAAGUCAAUCAAACAAAAGGGAAAGCGUUGCAUGAAUGGCUGCAGUCGCAGGGAAUGUUGGCGUCACAAGUCACACAGCAGAGAAAUGUGAAGCAACUUGAAGACCCAGGCGACGAAGAAAAGCGUAAUCCCACAAAUGGGACAAGAACACGAUUCUUUGAGGUCCACAAUGAUGAGCAAGGAGAUGAUAAAGAGCAGACCUGGUAUUUCCCAUGGAGGUAGCUUCUUCACGCUGCCAUCUCAAUAAAAUGUCACAUUUCAGUUAAGGGCUUCAUUAUUUU